AGGCAGCGCCAGCGCAGGACACGACCUGCAUCAUCUGCCUGGACCCCGUGGGGGACAGCAGGUCGUACGGCACCAUGGUGUGCCCGUCCUGCCGACGCGCCUGGUUCCACCGGGCCUGCAUCCAGAGACAGGCCCUGCGUGAAGGCAUUACUUUGCACUGUCCCGUCUGCAAAGAUGAGGAAGACUUUUUCAAUGACAUGAUCACCAUGGGGAUCCAUAUCCCACUCAGAGGACCAAUGCGGGACAACACUUCCUCUGUACAAAAGGGAGACAGCCGCAGGUGCUGCAGUGUCAGCAACUGCCGUUACCCACACGGCAGGGAGCGGGCAGGACAGGGGCCCUGGGAGCUGCUCCUCUGCAGCUCCUGCGCUGCACAAGGCACCCAUCGGCGCUGCUCCGGCUUGAGUCAGAGCAGAACAAACUGGGAGUGCAACGCCUGUGCUGGAGAGGGCACCUCCUCCUGCACCAGUUUGAACAGUGCUGCCUCCAGCAUCAGUUUGAAGAAUGCUGCCUCCAGCACCACCAUCCAGCAGGGACUGGGGCUGUCGCAGUUUACCCCAGCACCAGAGAGGAGCAGCUCCAGCACCACCAGCCAGGCACCAUCAGCACCAGCUCACAGUUCCCAGGUGCCUGAGAGCAGUGGCCUCCCCAGCGAGCGCAAGACAGAAUGGAGGAGAAUCGGCUCACGUUUACAUCGCAAUGACAAUGCCUUCGGUGAGCCCGGAGGAUGCUGUGGGAGCAGCCACGUUGCAGCCCUGAGUGCUGGGAGCAGCACCCCAAACUCUGCCAGCCAGGGGACAUCACGGUCCCCGAGGCACUCCGUGGCAGUUGGCCACAGCCGCCGGAGCAGACAGGGAGAGCGGGCCCAGACACGAAGACGCUCUCCGUUGCGGUCCCGGGCCCCAGAAUCCCCAAGCUGGCCCCAACGACGCCGUGGGAGCAGGCACACACCAGCCCCACGUGCUGAGAGCUGCAAGCACGGCUACACCCGACGGGGAGCACCGGGGUCCUCGAGGGAUUCCACAGCGGCUGAUGGAAGCCGGUCCAGGCAGCCAGGGCGGGCCCAGACUCGAAGCUGCUCCCCUCUCAAACCUCGGGCUGCAGAGUCCCAGAGCCGGCCCCGAAGACGCCGCGGGAGCCGCUCCAGGCGGCGAGGGCCAGCCCAGCGGCGCAGCCGCUCCCGGCUCCCACGUCGGUUACAAACCUGUCGCCUCAGCUAA
Molecule: messenger RNA, 1220 nt
Organism: Numida meleagris (helmeted guineafowl)
Lineage: Eukaryota; Metazoa; Chordata; Aves; Galliformes; Numididae
Product: serine/arginine repetitive matrix protein 2-like
Exons: 6
Coding region: 75-1220 (381 amino acids)
Cellular component (GO): nucleus
Source: RefSeq, a predicted model, not a curated record